This is a messenger RNA of Macaca mulatta (Rhesus monkey), 7400 nucleotides long. The record is from RefSeq and is a predicted model, not a curated record. Lineage: Eukaryota; Metazoa; Chordata; Mammalia; Primates; Cercopithecidae.
GGUUCCGCUGAGGCGUGGUAGGAAGUGGCUGCCGUCAAUCAAGCGGGGAGACUCCAAACAGUGAGCCUAGAGCUGGAGAACAGCGUUAACCGGCGGGGCGGCCGGUUUUAUGAAUGAAGCUAUGGCUACAGAUUCCCCAAGAAGACCCAGUCGUUGUACUGGUGGAGUUGUGGUUCGUCCCCAGGCUGUCACAGAGCAGUCCUACAUGGAAAGUGUUGUGACUUUUCUGCAGGAUGUUGUGCCACAGGCUUACAGUGGAACACCUCUAACAGAAGAAAAGGAGAAAAUAGUCUGGGUCAGAUUCGAAAAUGCAGAUUUAAAUGAUACAUCAAGAAAUCUGGAAUUUCAUGAAAUACAUAGCACUGGGAAUGAACCGCCUUUGCUGAUUAUGAUUGGCUACAGCGAUGGAAUGCAGGUCUGGAGUGUCCCUAUCAGUGGGGAAGCACAAGAGCUCUUCUCUGUUCGACAUGGCCCAAUUCGAGCGGCUAGAAUCUUGCCUGCUCCACAGUUUGGUGCUCAAAAAUGUGAUAACUUUGCUGAAAAAAGACCCCUCCUUGGUGUUUGUAAGAGCAUUGGAUCUUCUGGCACAAGCCCACCGUACUGUUGUGUGGAUCUGUAUUCACUUCGUACUGGGGAGAUGGUCAAGUCCAUUCAAUUUAAGACCCCUAUUUAUGAUCUCCAUUGCAAUAAACGGAUCCUUGUUGUAGUCUUGCAGGAGAAAAUUGCUGCCUUUGAUAGCUGUACUUUCACGAAGAAAUUCUUUGUUACAAGCUGCUAUCCAUGUCCAGGGCCAAACAUGAAUCCUAUUGCUCUUGGGAGCCGCUGGCUUGCUUAUGCAGAAAACAAGUUGAUUCGAUGUCAUCAGUCCCGUGGUGGAGCCUGUGGAGACAACAUUCAGUCUUAUACUGCCACAGUCAUUAGUGCUGCUAAAACACUGAAAAGUGGCCUGACAAUGGUGGGGAAAGUGGUGACUCAGCUGACAGGCACGCUACCUUCAGGUGUGACAGAAGAUGACGUUGCCAUCCACAGUAAUUCGCGACGGAGUCCUUUGGUCCCAGGCAUCAUCACAGUUAUUGACACCGAAACUGUUGGAGAGGGCCAGGUGCUUGUGAGUGAGGAUUCUGACAGUGAUGGCAUUGUGGCCCACUUCCCUGCCCAUGAGAAGCCAGUGUGCUGCAUGGCUUUUAAUACAAGUGGAAUGCUUCUAGUCACAACAGACACCCUUGGCCAUGACUUUCAUGUCUUCCAAAUUCUGACUCAUCCUUGGUCCUCAUCACAAUGUGCUGUCCACCAUCUGUAUACUCUUCACAGGGGAGAAACUGAAGCCAAAGUACAAGACAUCUGCUUCAGCCAUGACUGUCGCUGGGUUGUGGUCAGUACUCUCCGGGGUACUUCCCACGUUUUCCCCAUCAACCCUUAUGGUGGCCAGCCUUGUGUUCGUACACAUAUGUCACCACGAGUAGUGAAUCGCAUGAGCCGUUUCCAGAAAAGUGCUGGACUGGAAGAGAUUGAACAAGAACUGACGUCUAAGCAAGGAGGUCGCUGUAGCCCUGUUCCAGGUCUAUCAAGCAGCCCUUCUGGGUCACCCUUGCAUGGAAAACUGAACAGCCAAGACUCCUAUAACAAUUUUACCAACAACAACCCUGGCAACCCUCGACUCUCUCCUCUCCCCAGCUUGAUGGUAGUGAUGCCUCUUGCACAAAUCAAGCAGCCAAUGACAUUGGGGACCAUCACCAAACGAACAGGGCCUUAUCUCUUUGGAGCGGGGUGUUUUUCCAUAAAAGCUCCAUGCAAAGUUAAACCUCCUCCACAAAUUUCACCCAGCAAAUCGAUGGGCGGAGAAUUUUGUGUGGCUGCUAUCUUCGGAACAUCCAGGUCAUGGUUUGCAAAUAAUGCAGGUCUGAAAAGAGAAAAAGAUCAGUCCAAACAAGUUGUAGUUGAGUCCCUGUACAUUAUCAGUUGCUAUGGCACCUUAGUGGAGCACAUGAUGGAGCCGCGGCCCCUCAGCACUGCCCCCAAGAUUAGUGACGACACGCCACUGGAAAUGAUGACAUCGCCUCGAGCCAGCUGGACUCUGGUUAGAACCCCUCAAUGGAAUGAAUUGCAGCCACCAUUUAAUGCAAACCAUCCUCUGCUCCUCGCUGCAGAUGCAGUACAGUAUUAUCAGUUCCUGCUUGCUGGCCUGGUUCCCCCUGGAAGUCCUGGACCCAUUACUCGACAUGGGUCUUAUGACAGUUUAGCUUCUGACCAUAGUGGACAGGAAGAUGAAGAAUGGCUUUCCCAGGUUGAAAUUGUAACACACACUGGACCCCACAGACGUCUGUGGAUGGGUCCACAGUUCCAGUUCAAAACCAUCCAUCCCUCAGGCCAAACCACAGUCAUCUCAUCCAGUUCAUCUGUGUUGCAGUCUCAUGGUCCGAGUGACACGCCGCAGCCUCUUUUGGAUUUUGAUACAGAUGAUCUUGAUCUCAACAGUCUCAGGAUCCAGCCAGUCCGCUCUGACCCAGUCAGCAUGCCAGGGUCAUCCCGUCCAGUCUCUGAUCGAAGGGGAGUUUCCACAGUGAUUGAUGCUGCCUCAGCUCCCUGAAUGGUUCUGACACAUAAUAGACACUCAACAAAUGUUAAUGAAUUCGACAUUUCAUCAUGGAACAUUGAAACCAAGUUCUUGCAUUUGCCUGGAAACAGUAAUUACCUCUUCAAAGAGAAACUGUGUGGCUAGGGAGCAGAAGUGACAAGGAGACCAUCUUUCCACUAGAGUCCUUUACAACACGGCCAUACGCUAUCCAUGCAAGCAUAAAUUAAACUCUGUUUUUAACAACAUACUUUUUAGAUUUUUUUUCAACAAUUGACGAUGCUGAGGUUAAGAGAUUUAAAUAACUUGUCUACUGUCACAGAGCUAGCAGAUGGUAGAGCAAAGGUGUGAAUCUGUGAAACCUUCACUUUUUCCAGGAUCUUGAACAGCAUCUCUCAGCCAACCUUGAUUUCAUUCAUAUAAUCAUCAGGGCGUGUAUGUGACCUGGGGACUAUUUAUAUUUAUUCUUUUUAUCAUACACUGUUGUAUCAUAGAGGACACAAAAUGCAUCACCUCCACCCUGGAAUGGCACCUCUAUUUUAAGAGAACACUGGCAAAACCUCUUCAAUGAGAUUUUGAUGAUGGAAGACUGUUACAAUCAAGGCUCUCCUAACUAUACCUGCAUCUCACAGACACUACCUUUAAGUAGUGAACAGUUAUUUUCAGCUAGGAAGGCCACUGUCAAUCAGGUAAUGGUUUCUUAAGCUGAAAAAGGCUUUCCACUUAAGAAUGGUGAUUGGCCAAGGUCACAUCCCCUUUCCAUCUACUUACGGGAAAAUUCAAAAUAAAGGAAUACCAGUGUUUGAAACUCACAAUUCACUCUAUAGUGAGCGGUGGAGGACUGCAAGGUAAUCAAGGUGAUUAUAUUUCCCUUAGAAAUGUUGUUAACUGUUUUUUCAAAAUACGGAUUAAAGCUUAAAACAUACCCAAAAUACACUGAUUCUAAAUGGACCUGACGCCUUGAUCUUCAAUCAUGGACUAACAUAUGAGUGGGGAUUCCCAACGGACCAUUGUACACUACAAUAUUUAUUACUAUAAAGAUCUAAGAGCUCUUAGCCACUUUUAAACUUAUAAGAGCUGUUCAGCUCUCAUCCUCUUGACUUGUGGUUUCACAUUUUAAAAUUCUGGUUUGUUUUGUGUGAUGUAUUCAGAAGUACCUCCCUACCUCGAUUUCAGAAUAAUAUUUGGCUUUUUAAGAAAUUUAAGGAAGUGCAGAUAUGAAAGUGUACCCAUUGAUGCGUGGGGACUGCAGUGCCUUUAACUGGCUCGUCUUUGGCCUCUGUUUAUUCAUCUGCAAAAUGGUAACUAGGUUUUGCCUUCUAGUUCGUUGAUAUGAUAAAAAUACUAAUAAAUUGAAAGGCUGUGGGAUGAUACCUUUAUCAGUUCCUUCUAUGGAUGGUGUAAUUUUCACUGUAGUUUACUUUAGCAUAUAUGGUCUCAAGAAUAAAAAUAAGAAAUUACUAAGGAACCUCCUGAAUGCAAUACUAUUAACAUUCACAAAAAUAGCUAUAUGCAAAUUAGUAGAUGUCCUUAGCUGAGAUAAAACUAUUCUGAGGUUGUGAUCAUGAAAAUUAACAUAAGCUGAUAUAAUUUUGAAUUGUAUGCAUCUGUUUUCAUGAAGGAAACCUAUUUGGAGAGGUUUAUUCUUGAAAAGUUAUGGAAUUAAAAGUUAAAUGGGAUACUUAACGUCUGUAUUUAACUCUUGAAUUAUAUGCAGCUCAUAGAGUUUCUCUCCUAUAUGCAUAUUAAAUUGUAUAUAAUGAACUAUUAGUGGUUUUAGGUAACAUUUGGUUGCUGAAUAUACUAUGCUAAGCAUUUCACAUGCAUUAUCACCUGUAUUCAUAAAAUAUUAUGAGGUAAAAGCACUGUUACAAUUUCCAUUUUUUCAGAAGAAGGUGUGAUUCAGAGAAAUUAAGUACUGUAUACUACGUAGCUCCCACCUUUGACACUGUCAUCUGAAUUUUUUUUGUCAUGAACAUGUUUUACGUAGCUCGUUGUUAAAGUCCAUUUUUGAGAAAUUUUUUGAAUAGACGUGUGUAAUGCAAGUGCAUGAACUUUGUGGUUAGGUGUAGAGAGUAUAGGAACAUCUGUCUCUGCUGUUGUAAAAAUUAAUAGAUACAACAUUUGUAAAUCUUCUGGCCAUAGUUCAGGUACAUAACAAGGACUCAUUAAAUGUCAGUUGUCACCACCUUACCUUCUUUCCAUAAAAUAUUUCCUUUUUGUCUGUCCCAAAGUUUUAGUUUUACUCUUCAUGUGUAUUAUAAUGUAUGAUGAGCAUCCUAAGAAGAUAGGUUAUACUAUUGUCCCCAUUUUACAGUCGAGCAAACAGACUGAAAUGUGAUAGGUUCCAGGUUGAAUUCCCAUAGCAGUCUGAUUCCAGAGCCUGUGUUUUUAGCUAUAAUGUGCUUUGGUAUGAAGAUAUGUUCCAAUAACAGAUUAUAUUCUGAUAUUUCAGAGAAGAAUCUAAAUCCUAGAAAUCAUUCUCUUAUACCCGCAUCCCUGCCAUUCAGUUUUUCCCAUCUUAGGUUAUGCUGGUGUAACAGUGUGUCUCCUAAUCCUCAGUUGACUCUUGUAGUAAGUUUGUAUAUUAAAUGCUCAAACACCCUUCUUAUUCUAAAAUCUGUGAUCCUCUGUCAUUUGGAUACAUUUGCAGUAGUCUGAGGCAGCUCUGAGAAUCCUUUAAGGGAAAAAGUAUUCAUCACUGUGGCUUUAGUAAGGAGUAUGUUGACAUUUUUACUCUUUAACUCCAGGAACUCCUACUGACCUGAAAUUAACCAGUUCAUGGAGGUUUUUGGCUGGGACUAAGGAAUGAAAUUAACUCCCUAAGUCCCCUCUUCUUAAAAAAAAGAACCUCAAAAUACUGCUGCCCAAAUGGAUUUAACUUUAGUUAUAUAUUUUUUUACAUGCAAAUAUGUUUUGCUCAGCCUAAAAAGGCAAAGAAAAGCUAUUUGGUUUGCAGAGGAACAGAUGACUGUCCUGAGCAUGUCAGACUGACUGUUUAUAUGUGUUUUUCACUCCGUCUUACUCUUUGUCUUUCAUGUUCUUUUUUCUGUUUCAGUUUGUCCUGUUUCUGUCUCUCCCUCACAGCAACUAUCUUCCUAUUUUGAUAAUCCUGUUUCAUCUCUAUAAGGAAAAGGCUCUCUCGAGGAUGCAGAAAAUGUUACUAUUUUUAUAACAGUCCCUAAAUACAGAAAAGAUUUUAACUUGGCUAUAAAACUUUGUUCUUGGCAUAAAUUUGGCAGAUAGUCUUUCGCCUGGGUGAGACUUUUCACUGGGAUCCUGGAAGUGUUGGGACGUCACUGCCCUCCACUCUUGCUUCUCCAAGUAUGACAUUAGUGGUUUUAGCUCUUGUUGACCCAUCUUUAAACCAAAGCUUUAUAGCCUAUUAGAAGCACAGUGUGGAUUUUUCUUAUGAUAUGUUGGAAUAAAAGAAAAAACUUUUCUAAAGUUACAAAUGGUUUCGUUUACCAAAAUGACUAUUUCACUUGGAAAGUUUUGUCUUUUCUGUAAAAAUUCCAGGAGUUGGGUGGGCUUGAUGUCCUCUCUCCCAUUCCACCUCCCCACCCACAGACUCAUGUCAGCAAAGAUGCUGAGAGGUUUAUUCCAGUGUUUUAGGAGGAAAGACCUUGACCAAGGAGUAACUAAGACAUAUUUUUCUGCUUUUAUUUUUUAAAAACUUUUUUUUAAAAAAGCAGAUCUCUAUGACUUUUUCAUCUUGUAUAACUGUAUAAAGAAACUUUUCCAAUUGAAAUUAAAGUAAGGAAAUACCACAGGAUGGCUUUAAAGUGUUUGUUUCAUUGUAGAACAUAGGGCAAAUGCCUUGGAACAUCAGUAGUUACUAUUUGAGGCAGCCUUUGGGGAUUGAGAUAUAUGCCUUUCAGAUCUGCACUUCAUCUCAUACUUCAUCAUUUAUUGGAUCAAAUAGCAGUGUCAUUUACUUAGGAUCUGUGUCAACACCCUGAGCUCCAAACUGGGUAUCACAUGUCACCUUGUGAGAGAUCCUCUGCGUUACCCCCAUCAAUUCUGCUUCAUUAAAGGACUGGUCAUCUUAAAGAUGGUCAUCUUAAAGCUUUAAAGAAAUGAAAAAUAUUUUCCCUCUCCAUAAAAAAAUACUUACAACUUUACAACAUUUUACUUACUUUGCCCAGCCCUGGAGCACAGCAUUCUUAAAAGUAAGCCCAGUAAACCUAAGUGUUGGAUGGUUCUGCAAGUAAACACUGCAAAAAAAGAUUUCCUGGUGGAAGUAAGUAGUGUCUUUUGCUAGGAUACCAGGUUGUUUAAUAAAACUAGGAAUAGCUGAGGGUAGGAAAAGUCAUGAGGCUUUUUCUCAUCACAAGCUGUGUAAUACAUACUUCAGGUAACCUCCGUGGGUUUCCUUACUGCUAUUGGCUCAGCUGUGGCUUUUUAUGGAACCAUAUCUACAUUUCCAUCUCUUUCAUCCCUCCCUUUUUAUGAGAAUAAAAAGUGAAUUGGGUGCUAUUUAAAUAUACCCUACUUACAUUUAUUGAAAACUACCCUGCCGCAGGGCACAGCACAUUGGAAAACUGCCUUGUACCAGCCCAGUUUUCCACUCAGGUGGUUUACCCCAAAACCUGGCCUUUGCUUUCCUCAGACCUUUAAUUUCUUUAAACUAAGUGAUCACAGAAAAACCUAGGAGGAGCUAGUUUCAUUUGUGAGGUUUUCAAUAAAACUUAAGUGGAAUGCGGCUAGAAAAACAGACCCAUGAAAGGCCAUGACUACUAUGCUGACACUAGAGGAAAAACCCACAGAAUUUUUUUUUUUUAAUUUUUUUGAGACGGAGUUUCGCUCUUGUUGCCUAGACUGGAGU